AUGAAGUGCGUCCGAUUGCCAUUGCUCCUGCUCAUUGGCCUCCUGGCAGCUCCGGCUGCCUGGGGUCGUGUGCCCUAUCCCAUUGAGGUGGAGUUACCGCCUCUUGUCCAUGAGGAUGAGAUCAUCGAGCAACCCAUCAUUGUUGCUCCCCAACCCGUUGGCCGUGCAGGAGCCUGCAGUGUGACGAUUCGCGGUGGUCUUCCCAGUCCCCAGCCCGUGUAUCUGAAGACUAACUCCGAGGACUUUUAUCCCUUCUCGGAUGUCGGUGCCAUGGAAUUUGAGUCGGGUGGCAGCCUGCAGCUGUGGUGUCCUUCGGGCUUUAAUACUCACUCGGAGAAUCUGAUUACAGAAUGCGUGAGCGGCACUACCUUCAGCGUGGGUGGAACCCACUUUGAGUUCAAGGAUCUGUACUGCAAGUCCUGGCCGGGCUUCAAGGCUGUCAAGACCGGUGGCACCUGCAAUGGUGGUAUUGAGAUCCGUGUUGGCUUCGAGAUCACUUCAUCGCGCUUCGCCGAACAGAUGAAGAUUUGUUUCAACGAGGAGGAGGAGGUGACCCGCUAUACUCGCCACACUCUGGAGCCCGGUAGCAACUACUACGAGACUGGAGUGGCCAGGAUCACUUUCCAGACCGCCGGCUACUUCAAUGGCAAGAAUGUGGACAAGCUGUACACCCAGGCCACCCAACUGGAGACCAUUAACAAUGACCUUGGCGGUGAUGCGGAGAAGUACUUCGACACUGCCACUAAUGUGUAUCUGGCCCGCGGUCAUUUGGGUGCCAAGGCUGACUUUGAUUACGCUCCCGAGCAGAGGGCCACCUUCCUGUUCAUCAAUGCCGCUCCUCAGUGGCAGACCUUCAAUGCCGGCAACUGGGCUCGCGUCGAGGAUGGUCUGAGGGCCUGGGUUUCCAAGAACAAGAUCAAUGUGAACUGCUACACUGGUGUCUAUGGUGUCACCACUUUGCCCAACAAGCAGGGUGAGACUCCCCUGUAUUUGGCCAAGGAUGGUAAUAACAACGGACUUAUCCCUGUGCCCAAGAUCUACUUCCGUGUGGUCAUCGAACCCACUAGCCAUAAGGGCAUUGUGUUUGUUGGCGUCAAUAAUCCCCAUCUUACCGAGGAUCAGAUCAAGCGGGACUAUGUUGUCUGCACGGAUGUGAGCGACCAGGUUACCUACAUUAAUUGGAAAAAGACGGACAUUAAGGCCGGUUGGUCAUACGCCUGCGAGGUUGCCGACUUCCUGAAGACCGUCAAGCAUUUGCCUGCUCUGACCGCCAAGGGAGGUCUCCUCGUCUAAAUGGUGAUCAAAUAAAGUGUAAAACCUUUCAGAAUUUUA
Molecule: messenger RNA, 1332 nt
Organism: Drosophila serrata
Lineage: Eukaryota; Metazoa; Arthropoda; Insecta; Diptera; Drosophilidae
Product: salivary endonuclease
Biological process (GO): apoptotic DNA fragmentation
Cellular component (GO): nucleus; mitochondrial inner membrane
Molecular function (GO): metal ion binding; RNA endonuclease activity; single-stranded DNA endonuclease activity
Source: RefSeq, a predicted model, not a curated record